ACCCACCCAACUUUCUCCCAUUAUAAAUUCCCAUGCAAACUCGCUUCCCUUUUCAUCUUCAAAACACAAUCUCAAAAACCCCUUGUUGUGAAACCAAGAAAUAUUUGAGAGCGAGCGAGCUAGCAAUAUGGAGAGUGGAGUUAGAAAAGAAGACAAACCCCCUUCCUCCUCUUCCAAUCUUCAACAACUGCCCUCCUCAGUAAAACCUGGCCCGUUAAGAAAGAUCAUAAUGGUUGCAUCAAUAGCAGCUGGGAUUCAAUUUGGUUGGGCACUCCAGCUCUCUUUGUUAACCCCAUAUGUGCAGCUUUUAGGCAUUCCUCACACAUGGGCGGCUUUCAUUUGGCUCUGUGGGCCGAUUUCUGGGAUGUUAGUCCAGCCAGUAGUUGGCUACCACAGUGACCGCUGCACAUCUCGUUUUGGCCGUCGCCGACCAUUUAUCGCGGCGGGUGCUGUUUUCGUCACCAUUGCCGUGUUUCUCAUUGGCUAUGCCGCUGACAUUGGCCACCUUUCUGGUGAUUCCCUAACCAAAACAGCUAAACCACGAGCCAUUGCUGUGUUUGUUGUAGGGUUUUGGAUUCUUGAUGUUGCUAAUAACAUGCUUCAAGGUCCAUGUAGGGCAUUUCUUGCUGAUCUUUCAGGGACGAAUCAGAAGAAGACACGUACAUCCAAUGCUUUCUUCUCUUUCUUUAUGGCUGUUGGCAAUGUUCUUGGCUAUGCAGCUGGGUCUUACACUCACUUAUACAAACUUUUUCCAUUUUCAAGAACCAAAGCUUGUGAUGUCUACUGUGCAAACCUCAAAUCUUGCUUCUUUAUCUCUAUUGCCUUGCUUUUAAUAUUAACAAUUCUAGCUCUCUCUUACGUACGUGAAAAACCCUGGUCGCCGGAGGGAAGUCCCGGUGAAGGCGGUGACGAGGAGGAGGAAGAGGAGGCGAUUGGAGAAGCCAAAGUGUCGGUGCCACUGCCCUUUUUUGGGGAAAUAUUUGCUGCUUUGAAGACCUUGCAAAGACCUAUGUGGAUCCUACUUUUGGUGACGUGUCUAAAUUGGGUUGCUUGGUUCCCUUUCCUGUUGUUUGAUACUGAUUGGAUGGGGAGAGAGGUUUACGGUGGUGAUUCAAGUGGAAAUGCUGAUCAACUCAAGAUGUAUGAUCAUGGGGUCCGUGCAGGUGCAUUGGGGUUGAUGCUUAACUCGGUGGUUUUGGGAGUUACUUCGCUUGGUGUGGAGGCUUUGGCUCGUGGGGUUGGUGGGGUUAAGAGGCUGUGGGGGAUUGUGAAUUUUGUCUUGGCUAUUUGUUUGGCUAUGACUAUUUUGAUAACCAAAUUGGCUCAGUCCAACAGAAGGUACACCACCGUGAAUGGAGGAACCCACCUCUUGCCGCCGCCGCCUGGUAUCAAGGCUGGUGCUUUAGCCCUUUUUGCCGUUAUGGGCAUACCUCUAGCGAUAACUUACAGCAUCCCUUUUGCUCUGGCAUCAAUCUUUUCUAACACCUCUGGUUCUGGCCAAGGGCUUUCUCUGGGAGUUCUCAAUCUGUCAAUAGUUAUACCACAGAUGGUGGUGUCUGUAGCAAGUGGACCUUGGGAUGACCUUUUUGGAGGAGGCAAUCCACCAGCUUUUGUGGUAGGAGCUGUUGCAGCCGCAGUUAGUGGAAUAUUGGCAUUCACCAUGCUUCCAUCUCCAAACCCUGACAUCCCCUCAAACAAAAGGGCUGUCACUGCUGCAUUCCAUUGACUUUUUUUUUUAACUUCUAAAGACUGGUGACUCGUCUAUAAUUGGUCCUUUUUUUUUUGGGGAUGUAUCAAAGGCCAAAAUGGCCAGCUGUUUGUCGAAAUAGCUUAAUCAAAUGGCCACAAAUGGCCAUUUUAGAGUCAUGUCCAUAUGGCUGUGUGAACAUGCUUGUCUAAGUGAAAUAUAGAGUCAUGGUUAAUCCUAUUCCCAGCUCUAAUUAUCUAAUAACAAUAUCGUAGGGAAAAUUUCAUUUCCAAA
Messenger RNA from Populus euphratica (Euphrates poplar), 1981 nucleotides. RefSeq names its product sucrose transport protein SUC8-like. Gene Ontology annotation, cellular component: vacuole; plasma membrane. The record is from RefSeq and is a predicted model, not a curated record. NCBI's taxonomy places the organism in Eukaryota, Viridiplantae, Streptophyta, Magnoliopsida, Malpighiales, Salicaceae. The coding region runs from base 128 to 1726 and encodes 532 amino acids. Gene Ontology annotation, molecular function: sucrose:proton symporter activity. Gene Ontology annotation, biological process: sucrose transport. The transcript has 5 exons.